AUGGUUAUACAACCUUAUCAAGUAUUGUGGGAAACUUAUCUAAAAUCAGGUAUGGGACAAUUAGUUGUACCAUGGAAAACACAAACACCCGGUUCCAUUAAUAUACGAAUAUGGCCAAAAGCAAUUAAAACAAUGUUAGGAUCAGCAAAUACGGAUAAAGCGAACGAAAAUGAUCUAUAUUUAAAAUUUGUUCAUCAACAGUUGGAUGCGUUAGAUAACCAAUUAAAAGACUGUCAAAGACAAUUGGAUACCAGAGCAAAUAACAUGACGGGUUAUUCAUUAUCUAUCCAAAAAAUGAUUGAAUUAUAUAUUGAAAAAAAUCUUCAUUUUUCACGUAUUGAAAUCGAGCAUAAAGUGGAACUUGUGCAUUAUCAAUAUUAUAUUCGAGCAUUAAAAUUAGCAUAUUUGCGAUUGAAUCCAAAUAAAUAUCAAGUAGAACGUUUUAUGAGAGAAAUCUGUGAAAUUAAACAUGCACAAGAAACAACUCAACAAGAAUAUGAUUUUCUACAAAAACAAAUUGCUUAUUAUAGUUCACCAAGUCAAUCGUUUGACGCCUCACUAAUAGGUUCUUCGUCAAUAAUUGAUUCUGUAGACGAUGAAUAUCUUCGAAAAGAAUUAUUUGGAAAAUAUAAAGAUAUAGCUGAACAAUAUAGAACCACUUUAUUCAAUAUGUAUCUGAAAUCAGCUGAAGAACAACGAAAAGAAUAUAAAAAAAAACUCGAUGAUUGCGUACAACAGAUGUAUUCAUCUCAAAAUGCAUUGAACGAAAAUCAACGACUAACUUCCAUCAUGGUUCAACUUAUUACCCAACGUUGCGAUAGAAUUAGUGAACAUAUUAAAUGUGUGUAUGAAUUUAAAGCUCAAUCUAUGGCAUCAAAAUCUUCACUUUAG
Rotaria sp. Silwood1 is the source of this 891-nucleotide messenger RNA. Lineage: Eukaryota; Metazoa; Rotifera; Eurotatoria; Philodinida; Philodinidae. The record is from the annotation of a GenBank genome assembly.